Messenger RNA from Ictalurus furcatus (blue catfish), 10810 nucleotides. Its product is annotated as myosin-1-like. Gene Ontology annotation, molecular function: DNA-binding transcription factor activity, RNA polymerase II-specific; RNA polymerase II cis-regulatory region sequence-specific DNA binding. The coding region runs from base 208 to 2619 and encodes 803 amino acids. Lineage: Eukaryota; Metazoa; Chordata; Actinopteri; Siluriformes; Ictaluridae. The record is from RefSeq and is a predicted model, not a curated record. Gene Ontology annotation, biological process: regulation of transcription by RNA polymerase II. The transcript has 23 exons.
CAUUCCAGUUCUGAAGAAUGGAUGACGACACGAAACUUGGAACACUGAGUGAGUGACGCUGUCACCAUGGUAACAUAAGAAGCCGCUAUAAAUAAAUAAAUAAAUAAAUAAAUAAAUAAAGGUGAAGAGCCGAAAUAGAUUCACAGAGUUUAAGUGUUGACUUGAACUUUCUAACUGACAGGCUGAUUAACAGAGUUUUGUGCUACAAUGCAGCGUUUAAUGAUAUUAGCUCGCUCUCAGACAGCAGGUCGACGACUGCGCCCCCUGCUGUAUGCGGCAGUCACGGUCGCAGGAAUAUAUUAUUAUUUUAAGAAGUUUGGCGAUGGGGAGAGAACAGCGGAGUGUGCAGACACAACUCUCACCGAGGACCCAGUACAGACCCAGCUCUCUGCAGUAGAUGUUUCUUUGCUGGAUCCAGGCUUGAUGUCUGAUGUGGAUGGAGUCAGUGACACACAGAAUGACAGCGAUGUCCCUCAGGAGUCUCUGAGUGCGGCUGAGGAGAAGAAUCAGAAGGUGGAGGUGUCCAGUGCUCCAGUAGACAGCAAGAGGUCCAACCUGGAGGACAGAUUGAGGGAGCUGGAGGAACUGCUCUGUGAGGCACACAGAGAGUGUGAGAGAAAAAACAAGGAGUGUAAGCGGGAACAGGAGGCUCACAGUGUCCUGACUUCGCAGUGUAAUAAUAUGAAGGAUCAUGAGCGAAUGAGGGAGGCUUACAACAUCCUAAAGUCACAGUACGAAGAGGAGUUAAAAUGGCAUGAUGAGUCUCUAAUGGAGUGUAAGUGGGAAGAGGAGGCUCACAGUGUACUGACGUCGCAGUGUAAUAAUAUGAAGGAGUCUCUGAGUGAGGCUGAGGAGAAGAAUCAGAAAGUGGAGGUGUCCAGUGCUCCGGUAGACAGCAAGAGGUCCAACCUGGAGGACAGAUUGAGGGAGCUGGAGGAACUGCUCUGUGAGGCACACAGAGAGUGUGAGAGAAAAAACAAGGAGUGUAAGCGGGAACAGGAGGCUCACAGUGUCCUGACUUCGCAGUGUAAUAAUAUGAAGGAGUGUGAGGGACAGCAGGAAGCUCACAGUGUCCUGAAGUCACAACAUGAGAUGAUUUUAACACACACCAAAGAGUCACUAAAGGUUUCUCUGGCUGUAGCUGAGAGGAAAUGUGAGCAGGUGUUUGAGUUCAACGCUCAGCUGGAGAAAGAGAAGUCGGAACUGAUGUACCGUGUACACAAACUGGGACGCAAAGUGGGGAAACUGGAGGAAAUGCUAUAUGAUGCAGACAUGACGUGUGGUGCAAUAAAGCAGGAUCAUGAGCGAAUGAAGGAGGCUUACAACAUCCUAAAGUCACAGUACGAAGAGGAGUUAAAAUGGCAUGAUGAGUCUCUAAUGGAGCGUGAGCGAGAGAGGAACACUCACAAUAUCCUGAGGUCAGAGUGUAAUCAAAUGAAGGUGUCUCUGGCUGAAGCUGUGGAGAAAUACAAGCAGGCGAUAGAGUGUAAUGCUCAGCUAGAGAAUAAGAACUCUGACCUGAUGUACCAGGUGAACACGCUGCAAGGCUCAGUGCAGCAGCUCAAGGUCGAGCUCUCUCAGACAUACAGGAAGUGUGACAUGAUAACAGUGGAGUCUCUGAGUGAGGCUGAGGAGAAGAAUCAGAAAGUGGAGGUGUCCAGUGCUCCGGUAGACAGCAAGAGGUCCAACCUGGAGGACAGAUUGAGGGAGCUGGAGGAACUGCUCUGUGAGGCACACAGAGAGUGUGAGAGAAAAAACAAGGAGUGUAAGCGGGAACAGGAGGCUCACAGUGUCCUGACUUCGCAGUGUAAUAAUAUGAAGGAGUGUGAGGGACAGCAGGAAGCUCACAGUGUCCUGAAGUCACAACAUGAGAUGAUUUUAACACACACCAAAGAGUCACUAAAGGUUUCUCUGGCUGUAGCUGAGAGGAAAUGUGAGCAGGUGUUUGAGUUCAACGCUCAGCUGGAGAAAGAGAAGUCGGAACUGAUGUACCGUGUACACAAACUGGGACGCAAAGUGGGGAAACUGGAGGAAAUGCUAUAUGAUGCAGACAUGACGUGUGGUGCAAUAAAGCAGGAUCAUGAGCGAAUGAAGGAGGCUUACAACAUCCUAAAGUCACAGUACGAAGAGGAGUUAAAAUGGCAUGAUGAGUCUCUAAUGGAGCGUGAGCGAGAGAGGAACACUCACAAUAUCCUGAGGUCAGAGUGUAAUCAAAUGAAGGUCUCUCUGGCUGAAGCUGUGGAGAAAUACAAGCAGGCGAUAGAGUGUAAUGCUCAGCUAGAGAAUAAGAACUCUGACCUGAUGUACCAGGUGAACACGCUGCAAGGCUCAGUGCAGCAGCUCAAGGUCGAGCUCUCUCAGACAUACAGGAAGUGUGACAUGAUAACAGUGGAGUGUGAACAAGAGCAGGAGAUUUACCGUAUGCUGCUGUCACAGAAUGAUGAGUUGAAGAAGUUGUUAAAUCAUAAUGAGGAGUUACAAAAGGUCACUCUGGCUGAAGCAGAGAAGAAAUAUGAGCAGUCAAUGGAAUCUAUUGCUCAGCUGGAGAAAGAAAAAUCGGUCCUGAUGUACCAACUACACACAAUGGGAGGCUCAGUGCAGCUGCUGGAGCAAACGUAGUAUGAAAAAGCAGAGAACCAUCACACAGCUGUUGGAUUGGAGGAGCCUGCAUGUCUGUGAACCCAAAUAACUUCCAUGGCACGAGGCAGUUCCCCAACAUUAGCUGAAUAACAUGAAAUCUUAUACAGUGGGGGAAAUAAGUAUUGAACGCGCCACCAUUUUUGGACACCUUCCUCUCUUCUUAACUGGACUGUAAACCCAAACUACCUCCCAAACAGUGAAGUGACAUCCUCGAGCAUGCAGGUCAUAAGCCCUUUUCUGUCUCAACUAUGGCUGCAACUAACGAUUAUUUUCAAAAAUCGAUUAGUUGGCCGAUUAUUUUUUGUCCCCCAAUUAAUCGGAUGGGGCAGGGCAAACUUUCAGUACACUUUUUUUGUUUGUUUGUUUAUUUAAAAUAAAAUCCACAAACCGAGUGUUACAAAUAUAAACUUCAGACUAAAACUUUACACAACUGUUUGCCCAAAACAGAAAAGAACCCAAUACACACACACACACACACACACACCAGAAUAUAUAUUAUUAAUUUAGGACUGUAGUUUGAUUUGGUGCUUUUUGUGCAUCCAUAAAAAAUAAUGCAUAAAUAGGCUAGGCUAUAAGAAGAUUGCCAAGACCCUGACAGUGAGCUGCAGCACGGUGGCCAAGACCAUACAGUGGUUUAACAGGACAGGUUCCAGUCAGAACAGGCCUCGCCAUGGUCCACCAAAGAAGUCGAGUGCACGUGCUCAGCGUCAUAUCCAGAGGUUGUCUUUGGGAAAUAGACGUAUGAGUGCUGCCAGCAUUGCUGCAGAGGUUGAAGGGGUGGGGGAUCAGCCUGUCAGUCCUCAGACCAUACGCCGCACACUGCAUCAAAUUGGUCUGCAUGGCUGUCGUCCCAGAAGGAAGCCUCUUCUAAAGAUGAUGCACAAGAAAGCCCGCAAACAGUUUGCUGAAGACAAGCAGACUAAGGACAUGGAUUACUGGAACCAUGUCCUGUGGUCUGAUGAGACCAAGAUAAACUUAUUUGGUUCAGAUGGUGUCAAGCGUGUGUGGCAGCAACCAGGUGAGGGGUACGAAGACAAGUGUGUCUUGCCUACAGUCAAGCAUGGUGGUGGGAGUGUCAUGGUCUGUGGCUGCAUGAGUGCUGCCGGCACUGGGGAGCUACGGUGCAUUGAGGGAACCAUGAAUGCCAACAUGUACUGUGACAUACUGAAGCAGAGCAUGAUCCCCUCCCUUCGGAGACUGGGCCGCAGGGCAGUAUUCCCGCAUGAUAACGACCCCAAACACACCUCCAAGAUGACCACCGCCUUGCUAAAGAAGCUGAGGGUGAAAGUGAUGGACUGGCCGAGCAUGUCUCUAGACCUAAACCCUAUCUGUGGGGCAUCCUCAAACGGAAGGUGGAGGAGCACAAGGUCUCUAACAUCCACCAGCUCCGUGCUGUGGUCAUGGAGGAGUGGAAGAGGACUCCAGUGGCAACCUGUGAAGCUCUGGUGAACUCCAUGCCCAAGAGGGUUAAGGCAGUGCUGGAAAAUAAUGGUGGCCACACAAAAUAUUGGCACUUUGGGCCCAAUUUGGACAUUUUCACUUAGGGGUGUACUCACUUUAAGUUUAUUUAUUUUAUUCAUUUAUUUUAGUUUACAUUGUAUAUAACUAUUUAUGCAUUAUUUUUUAUGGAUGCACAAAAAGCACAGAAUUAAUUUACAGUCCUAAAUUAAUAAUAAAAACUCCCUUUCACUGCACCUUGUGAUUUCUGUUACUCACUGUCUUUAGACAUAUUAUUUUACUUGUUUACUUUUGAUCAUAGUGUUUUAAUUAGACAUUACAGAUCUGCGUCUACGCUGCGCAUGACCAGCAAUGCGGCCUCGUUACUAACACAUCACUUCCGUUAUAAUAAACAACAGAAUUUACACUAAGCAAGCGUGCACAUGCAGCAUAUGUGAUGAUUUCACCUCCGUCUGAUGGAGACUGAGGUCAUGUUGGGAAUAAAAGUUAAUGCUGACAGAAAGUAAGUCAUUGACCGUGAAUCUAGGUGUCUGCUAAUGCUAACGGGUGUAUGACAUCAUGCGCCAUCGCCUAGAAGCAGCUUAUAGUUCCGGUUAGUUAAAAAAAAAAAAAAACCGCUAGUGAUAUAUUUGAGAUGAGAUUACCUUUCUAAAAUCCACACACUAGACCAGGGGUGUCAAACUCAUUUUAGUUCAGGGGCCACAUACAGCCUAAUUAGAUGUCAAGUGGGCUGGGCCAGUAAAGUCAUAGCAUAAUUACCUUUAAAUAACAAUAAGUCCAUGUUUUUCCCUUUGUUUUUGUGCAAAGAAGUACAAGUACAUUAAGGAAAUCUUCAUAUUUAAUGAAAUAUCCUUUUACAAAAUAUAUCAUGAACAACCUCAGAUUUCUUAAGACAAACGUGCAAUUUGCUUCUGAUUAUCAUUUACAUGUGUGCAUUACAACUGGUCACAGUGUUUGUACAAAUGCAAAAAACUUAAAGUCACAGGUAUUUGGAACUGAAAAAUAUAGUAUUGCACUUUAAAAUUUAUGGCAUUGCAUGAACAAUAGGAUUCCACCAAACCAAACUCUUUUGUAGUGAAGCUGUUGACUAACAUUAAAUUGUACAUUUUUUAACUGUUACUACAGCAAGGAUUCACUUUCACCGAUUUUAUCGAUUAGUUUUUGCAGCUCUAGUCGCAACCCUGCACCCAUCAACUGCCUCCUGGCAUAUGCAUAAGCUGAGUCCAUAUGGUCCUGGAGCUGUAUAGCAUAUUUGGGCCCUCCAGGAACCAAGGGGGCACCUGGGGACUGUCCAAAGGCCAGUUCUGAGGGGGUUCUGAUUUCCCUUCCAAUCAUGAGCAGGGCUGGUGUGCAUGAGGUGGAGUCCUGAAUUGUGAAGUGACAUGCCAUUAAGACUAAUGGAAGAUGGGAGUCCCAGUCAUGCUGAUGAGUGGAUGUCAAGAUGGGUAACUGCUCAGCUAGUGUCUUAUUAAAUUGCUCCACUAGCCCAUCACUUUGGGGGUGGAGUGGGGUGGUGCAGGUCUUAUUGAUUCCCCCCUGGUCACUAUGGAUACUCUGAGAGUCUCUAAACCUAUUAAACAUGCCCUGCUCAUGAUUGGAAGGGAAAUCAGAACCCCCGCAGAACUGGCCUUUGGUCAUUCCCCAGGUGCCCCCUUUUUUCCUGGAGGCCUGAGAGUAGUGCAUUGCAGUAGUCCAGUUUUGAUAUGACAAGAGCCUGGACUAGUAGCUGUGUAGCCUGUUCGGUCUGAUUUUCUUGAUGUUGUACGGAAUGAACCUACAGGAUCAUGCAGUUGUUGAAAUGUGGUCUGAAAAGGUCAAGCUGUCGUUCAAGAAUCACCCCAAGGUUCCUGGCUGUCCUGGUUGGAUUGAGUGUGGUUGAGCCGAGCUGUACAGUGAAGUUGUGGUUGAUUGAGGGGCAGGCUGGAAUGAUGAGAAACUCAGAUUUUGCCAGGUUGAGCUUAAGGUGGUGUUCCCUCAUCCAGAUUGAGAUGUCAGACCGGAAGCAGAUAUUUGUGCAGAGACAGAUUGAUCAUCAGGCUGGAAGGACAAAUAGAGCUGGAUGUCAUCAGCAUAGCAAUGGUAUGAGAAGCCAUGAGACUCAAUCUCCUGCCCCAGAGAUGUAGAGUAGAUAGAAAAGAGCAGUAGACCCAGAAUUGACCCCUGAGGAACCCCAGUUGUGAGUUGCUGAGUUUCAGAAGCCCCUCCCCUCCACAAUACCUUGAGGGAUCUUUCUGAGAGAUAGGAUUCAAUCCAGCGCAGAGCCGUUCCGGUGAUUCCUAGGCUGGAGAGAGUUGACAGGAGGAUCUGAUGAUUCACAGUGUCGAAUGCAGCAGAGAGGUCGAGUAGAAUGAGGACAGAUGAUCUACAGGUUGCUCUUGCUAGUCGUAAGGCUUCAGUGACGGAAAGCAGAGCAGUCUCCGUGGAGUUAUUGCUUUUGAAGCCAGACUGCUUGGUGUCCAGGAGGUUGUUCUGUGUGAGAAAAAUGGAGAAUUGAUUAAAAACAGCUCUUUCGAGGAUUUUGGAAAGAAAAGGGAGGAGGGAAACAGGUCUGUAGUUGUCAACCACAGCAGGGUUAAGUGAUGGUUUUUUAAGCAGUGGGGUAAACCGGGCAUGCUUAAAUGCGGUAGGGUAUGUGCCAGUAGAGAGGGAUGUGUUAAAGAUGUGUGUGAGUGCAGGUAAUAGUGUGGGAGAGAUGUACUGAAGAAGGUGAGAAGGGAUAGGGUCAAGAGGACAGGUUGUGGGACGGCUAGAGAGGAGGAGUUUUGAGACAUCAGUCACUGAGAGAGGAGAGAAGGAGGCCAGUUGGGAGUUACAUGGAGGAGGUCUAUGCAUGUCUGGGGUUGAGAACUGGUUCCUGAUUGAUGUAACCUUGUUGGAAAAGAAAUUGGCAAAGUCAUCAGUGAGAGAGGUAGGGGAAGGGGGAGGAGGGGGACAGAGAAGAGAAGAAAAGGUUUUGAAGCAAGUACGGGUGUUCGGAGAGCUGCCAAUCUUCUCUUGGUAGUAUGUGGCUUUAUCAGUGGAGAUGCUAUGGGAAAAAGAGGAGAGACGUGUUUGGGAAUUGGUUAGGUCAGUCGGAUCAUUAGAUUUACACCAUUUUCUUUCAGCUGCUCUUAGUUUGGCCCGAUUGUUAAGCGGAGCUUCUGAGAGCCAAGGGCUAGGGGGUGAUGUGCGAGUGGAUCUGGAGGUUAGGGGGCUGAUGCUGUCAACAGAAGAUAGAUUGGAACAUAUUGGAACAUUGUAACAUUGGAAGUUAGAGUGGAACAUAGCAUGUCAGUUGCAGUGUUUAAGUCCAGUGAGGAGAGGUGGCUAUCAGAGGGAAGUGAGGUUGUAACAAUGGAGAAGUGUGAGGGGGGAAAGGGAGCGAAGAGUGCGACGAAAUGAGAUAGAUGGUGGAGACAGUGAGGGGAGAGAAAUAGAAAAUUGGAUAAAGAAAUGGUCAGAGGUGUGGAGAGGAGUAAUGAGAAGAUUGUGUGUGGUGCAGUUACGUGUGAGGAUUAGGUCAAGCUGUUUGCCGGCUUUGUGAGUUGCUGGUGUGGUGAACUGCUUAAGGUCAAAUGUGGGAAGGAGAGCAAGAAAGUCAGCUGCAUGUGGCUUGUCUAGGUGAAUGUUGAAGUCACCGAGAAUCACAAGAGGAGUUCCAUCAUCCGGGAUAGUGGACAGUGGCAUGUCCACUGCAUGUAAAUUUCCAUGUUUUGGAGAGAAGCAAAACAGUUCCUAGCGUAUAUGUAAAAAGUGAAGCAUACGUUCUACUUUAGACUGCCCUUGAAGCCAUUUGUGUUUUGUAAAAAGAUGACAACACCUGUGGAAGUCCUCCACAUCACACCUCAGCUGUCUCCAGACGCUGAAGUGUCACUGUCACCCCCAAAAUACCGGAGCCUACAGAGCCAUACAAAGCCUUCAGUACCACAUCCUGCAUAUCGCCGGGAUCACAACUUGCCAUCUCCUCUCCCCUGUGGCGGGCUCCAUGCAUGCUCUCUGGUGGACCCCCUCUAGCAACUGCAGACUCUUGAAUUUGGCCUACAGUCCUUUGGGGAAUGGUGAAAGGACUGUUAUUUCCACCCACUGUACAUCCACCCAGAGCAUCGCAGGCUGCAAGUCUGGGUCCUGUCUCUGUUUCUCUGCCCACUCAGUGACCUCCACCUCCAGUAGCACAUUGGCUUAGGGCCAUAGCUCACCCCCGCCCCGGCUCAGUUCCUGCUCACUGCAUGGGCGACAAGACAGGGCAUCUGCAUUACCGUGUCGUUCCCCUGUGCGGUGUGCCACCAUGAACUCUUCAGUUCCUCGAGUCAACGAGCCACCUGGCCCUCUCGUUCCUAGAACGUCAUCAGCCACUGCAAUGAGCAUGGUCAGAGCAUAUGGUGAAAUGCUGGCCGCACAGGUAGUAUUUGAAAUGCUGGAUGGCAGAGAUUGCAGCCAACAACUCUCACUGAGUACCUCCAUUCAGCCUUGCUUAGCCUUUUGCUGAAAUAAGCUUUCACUCCCUCUGGCCACACUUGGGACAGGACUGCACAUACCCCCUCUCUGCUUGCAUCUGUAUCCAACACAAAGGGUAGGAGGGGGUCAGGAGGUGCCAGAAUGGUGCACUCACCAGGGUUUGUUGCCAAGUGCUUUUAGCAUUCUAUUUGACCCCUUCAUGAUUUAUUUUACCUCUUUAUGUCCAAUUGGUAAUCACUGCUUUUCACUGGUGGGCUCGGAAGGGUUUUCACAACGUGGAUGGAGGAGGCAAUUGACCCGUUUAACAGCUGUAGUGAGCUUAGAUAGCGAUUAGCUGAGCACAGACAUACAGGAGGCCAGUUAAGUGUCAAACGUGGAGAGUUUUAAUCAAUACUGUGCGCUUGAGAGUAGAAAAGAGGUGCAGUGGGGUGAAGUGCUCAGGGGUUGGUGUUGCCCUCGGGUCUGCAGCGGGCGUGCUGGGGUCUUCCAGAGUGGCCGAGAUCCCAUUCGGCGGUCAGGGAGCUCUGUGGCUGUAGCCAGGGAGCAAAGUCUUCUGUUGUGUCUGAAUCCUCUAGAAGAAACACAAAACAUAGCAUUAGUCGCGUUUCAGGAACCCUCUCCUCUUUUGCUAUAGGAGGUUGGCCCUUUUAAUGCUCCCGCCGGUUACUAGACGGUGGAGAGUGGCCAUGCUGAUAAUUAGCCGCCAGCCAUGUGUGUGUCUGUGGCCCCGCCUUGCAGUCAAACGCUCUCCAAAACACUGGUGGUUCUGAAGCGGAGCUGUCCUUUCAGCACCAUAGCGGCAGUCAUGGGAGGAGUGUUCUUUCUCUUUUGUGCGCUGGCCUGUCGUCACACAGCCCAUCCAACAGAACUGAUAACAGGAUCUUGGGUGAUUGUUAGAAACCCGGGAGCUGAAAGAACAGUCCAGGAACGCAGGACAAACUGCAUAGGACUGCACAGGGCCAACCAGACGUAAUGCUGUGCAUUAACCAGUCUGGCACAGAGUUUCCCAAACUCUCAAGCCAUGUAUCCUGCUGUUAGAAGCGAGGCCUCUAUGGAGGAGCCAGUUUGUACUAUUUUGAGUAGCUUCUGGCCUAUUAGCGCUGAUAGCUCUGGUUGUGUUAGGGGACAGUUGAGGGGAGCACCACUCCAACAGUGGAGCCGCAAGAGACCAUACUUGCACACAUUUAUGUUGGGUUCUUACAGUAAGUACUACAUCAUUGUUGUCAUAUAACUUUGCAGAAAAAGUCUCACCAUAGGCACAUAUCCAGAAAUAUCCAGGAAUAUCCAGGUGUAUCACUGCCUCAGUGGUUAGGAGGGAUGAAACAGAAUGACUGUCACGAUCUCCCCUUUAGACAUCGCUGCAGCUUGCAGCGCGCUUGGAGAGCCAGAGUGCGCGAGUGCUCAGUGAGCGCAUGCUCUUCGAAUGUUGACAAAAUUUUGAGUUGUGGUGACUAGCUUUAUCUCUCAAACUACCUCUACCCCAAUACCACAUAGUCCUAAAUUGUGUAUACUAAGCAUUUACCCAGACAGCUGUUCUCUCUCUAUUAGUGAAAGGAAAAUGACCUAUAUCUACUACAAGCUAGAUACUCGAUUGCCCUGUGUUGGAAGAAUGUUAGUUGCCCCUACAUUGGACACUGGUUGAAAAACUUAAUAUCAAGUUUGGUUCUUGAGAAACUCAUAUAUGCAGUGAGGGAGAAAGUUUCUGGAUUUUACAUCCGUGAGUUGUCUUUGGAAUUUGUUAAAAAAAAAAAAAAAUGGUGACAUUGAAGAGGCUUUGUGUGAAGUUAUGGUGUAAUUGACUAAUCUAUGGUUAAGAACAAAAGUGCCAUAUGCUGCCAUGUGGUUCUAAUUGUAAAUUUAUUUAUUUAUAUGUUUAUUUAUUUAUUAUUUAUUUUAGUAUGUUUAUUUUUAUUUCAUACACUACCAUUUGUUUGUUUUGGGGAAAAGUUCAGUUGCAUGUACGCAAUUUGUUAAAUGCGUAAAACCAAUAAAGAUAUUGUCAGGUUAGAGCCAUAGAGGCGCCGAACCAUGGUACCCAUCAGCCACUGCAUGUCACCUUGUCCAUGCACACCUGUUUAGUGUUUCACAUUAAUUAGCUAUUUAAGUUCUAGUUUUUCUGUAUGUCUUCGUCAAGCUUCUGUUGCCGUUCAUGAAGUGUCUGGUUUUGCCUUGCCGCCCAUAGUUUAGACCAUAGUCUGUAUGUUUUUGUUGUUUUGUGUUUCCUCACUGUGUUUGCUGUUUAUUUUGCAUGAUUCACAAUAAAAGGUCCACACUUGCA